AUGAGCUUCCACAUUUUGACCGGCAAUCUCUACAUCGUUGAUGCCUUUCUUGGUCUAUUUGUGGUGGGAUUGGAAGGAGGGCUUGCAACCAAACUUGCCACUAGUGCAGAUGGUGUGCCUUUCCGCUUUCUCACAGGUGUGGAUAUCGACCAAUUGAAAGGAACUGUUUAUUUCUCCGACCUUAGUGAAACUUACGACCUAAGAAACGUCACACAGCCAAAUUUCAAACCUGACUCAAGUAGUGGAAGAUUGUUGAAGUAUGACCCCAUAGAAAAGGAGGUUAUUGUUUUGAUGCAGGGAAUCAAUGGUUCAUCUGGGCUAGCACUCAGUGUGGACAACACAUUCAUCGCCUUUUCAGAGUUUUUCAAUGAUAGGAUUCUAAAGUUCCAUCUCAUAGGUCUGGAUGCGAAUACAACCGAGGUUCUCUUAAACUUCAAUGAAAACCCGACUAAAAUCAAGAGGACAAUAUUGGGAGAUUUCUGGGUGGCGGAAGACAUUGGAGAUGAAGAGAAUGAACCAGUUACUAAACCACAAGGGAUAAGGUUCAAUGCGUUCGGUGGAGUGCUCGAAACAAAGGAUUUUUCUGCCCAAUAUGACCAUGCUAGUCUCCACACUAUUAUAGAGCAUAAUGGAGCAUUAUAUACAGGGUCUCGGUCUGCCACAAUUGAUUUCAUUGGUAUAUAUACACAACAACCGACGAACUAUCAUGUGGCAUCAAAAUAA
Molecule: messenger RNA, 723 nt
Organism: Ilex paraguariensis (yerba mate)
Lineage: Eukaryota; Viridiplantae; Streptophyta; Magnoliopsida; Aquifoliales; Aquifoliaceae
Source: the annotation of a GenBank genome assembly